AUGGCCACGACCCCGGACUCACCGCCUCGACCGGAAAAGCGACGUCGAACUGACCGCGUGACGGUAGCCUGCGAUCUCUGUAAAAAGAGAAAGACUAAAUGUGACGGAGAACAGCCGUGCGCGUACUGCACCAGGAAGAAUCGUGCAGACACCUGUGCCUUCAGCACCGCAAAUGCGCAAUCCCAAGUUCGCUCCGCUGGGAACACUCCUCACACUUUCAUCAGGCCUCGUGGUCCGACUCCGCCUCCGCGCCGCAGAAGUCAUGAUGGUGUUACCGAGAGAGAGGCUUCCCUCUCACCAACAGUGAGUCGGAACGACCACCAAGACGAUACGGUUGUGCCGUUGGAAGGUCGGAUUCUUCGAGACGCCCAAGGCAAAGUCAUAUUCAUUGGUGACUGCGCUCCUCUAUCUUUCCUACAGACUGUGAGACAUCUUAUUGCAUCUGAAGUGGACUCCGAGGGCAUCUCUACUCAAGCUGUCCGUGAUUCUAUCAUUGAAGUGGCCCCGACUACUUCUGGCAAUGGUCAGGGAUCCCUCGCUGUGACACCGCAGGAGAUACCAGCUCUCGUCGACGGGUAUACAGUCGCGACCAGUGGUCUGGUGGAUCUCUUCCAGAAAGACGAAUUGAUCAGAGAGUUGAGGGUAUGGGCCGCGGGUGUCUCUUCACCGUCGGACGAUUGUGGAGCGGCCAUGUUCUUCUUGGUACUUGCCAUUGGCGCGCAAGAGCAUGGCGAAAGCAGAGCGCAGGCCUGGUUCGAGCAGUCUAGAGAUCAACUUGUGAAGCAUAUGUGUAAUAACAUGAAUGCGCCGACUGUUCAAGGGUUUAUUCUCGUUGCCCUCUAUAUGCUGCGGGCGUUUCAACCCAAUGGGGCGUACCUAUACUUUUCGCUGGCGGCACGCGCGGCAUACGCUAUUGGUAUCCAUCGGACAGAAGUCAACGCAUCCUUUGGACAACCCAUCAAAAUCAGGCGAGAUCGCAUAUGGAAGAGUCUGCGGGUUGUCGACCAGCUUAUAAGCAAUGUUUUAGGCCGACCACCCACGACGUCAGACGUGGAUUGUACCGUCAAGUACAGCGAAAAGGGAUCAGGCAGUGACACAAGCGUCGACAUACUAGAUGCCAGCGUACAGAUCUUCAUGAUCAUCGAACGCGUCGUCGUCGAGGUGUACUCACGCAAACGCAUCUCACUCCGCAUUGCCGACUAUGUAUCCCGGCAGCUGAAGGGUUGGGCAUCGAAAUACCUAUCCAACUUGUCCCAGACGAUUCUGCAGUCUACAAACAACGGCGUGACUCGAGAGGCAGCCGUAGGAGCUUGCUCCACGCUAUGCUCGUACUAUUAUGGAAUCAUGCUCCUCACCAGACCUUUCUUGAUCUACGACCUGUAUGAGCACAUGGGCGUUUCCUUGAAGAGCGGCGGUACCCAGGCGGAUCAUCAGGAAAAACAGAAAUAUGCAUAUGCUGCGCUUGAUGCUGCCUCCUCUUUGGUAGACUCUGUGCAGACCUUGAUCGAGACGGGGCAAAUGCCGCGCAGGAUGCCCCUUGUCGUCUCCUGGCUUUUUACGGCAACCCUCGUCCUGGCCGUCGGUGGUCUCGGCGAGUCCGGAUUGACUCUGAAGGACAAUUGUGCAGAUGCAAUCCGCUGCUUAGACUACUUCUGCGAGGUCGAUCCCCACGCCCGCCAGUACUCCCUUAUUGCACAUUCACUUACCAAGGUCAUCACAUCGUAUGUCAAGAACAAGGAACUCCAGUUGCGCUUGCAAAGAAAGCAGGCUUCUUCAGAAUUAUUUGGAUUACUACCAUCUAUUCCAACUGCCCGUAGUAGCCAACCGUCAGAUCAGCCGCCAUCCCGUCCGCCACCCGAGGCUCUGGUGCCCUUGCGAUCGGGACAGGCUCAUUUGGCAUCUUCGGAUCCGUUUGACUGGACCAUCUAUGAUGCAGACUUCUUUGCACUGCCCUGGCUUAAUGAGAAUGAUCAAGGGCUGCAGGAUUUCCUCCAGCCUGGCACGCAUACUCUGGAUGGUGCCUCUGUUGCUGACAUUCCACUUUUCCCCAUCUAUGAUCAGUCCGCAGGCGGGUAG
Molecule: messenger RNA, 2076 nt
Organism: Plenodomus lingam JN3
Lineage: Eukaryota; Fungi; Ascomycota; Dothideomycetes; Pleosporales; Leptosphaeriaceae
Biological process (GO): DNA-templated transcription; positive regulation of transcription from RNA polymerase II promoter by galactose
Cellular component (GO): nucleus
Molecular function (GO): zinc ion binding; DNA-binding transcription factor activity, RNA polymerase II-specific; RNA polymerase II cis-regulatory region sequence-specific DNA binding
Source: RefSeq, a predicted model, not a curated record